Molecule: messenger RNA, 1860 nt
Organism: Rana temporaria (common frog)
Lineage: Eukaryota; Metazoa; Chordata; Amphibia; Anura; Ranidae
Gene: SAP25
Product: Sin3A associated protein 25
Exons: 6
Coding region: 132-1454 (440 amino acids)
Biological process (GO): regulation of DNA-templated transcription
Cellular component (GO): cytoplasm; nucleus
Source: RefSeq, a predicted model, not a curated record
AUCCAGGAGCAUGGAGAAGGUAAAGUGUAACUUUAGUGCGGGAGGGACACGUGACUUCCUCUCGGCGCCUGAAAAAAAAGUCAUUCCUGCCACAGGUGGCAACCAGCAAGUUGCCUCCUUGAGAGCGGAAGAUGUUCUCUGAGCAGCCCGAGUCCGACAGCAACUCUUCAGAGGACGAGGAGGAGGAGUCACAGAGCCGCGAGGGCAUCAGGUCUUCAAACGAGCCGGAGAGAUCGGUGGAAGAUGCUGCAGCGCCGAGACUCUGGGGCAGACCUAUCUGUGCUGUACCAGGGAACUUUGUGGGGGCGGGUUACCCCAUGUCCUAUCAGCCCCGCAUUCUGUAUCACCCUACCUUUGAGUCCUACUACGCUGCUGUGGCUGCACUUCAAAAGACGGAGACCCUCCAAAUGCAGAUCCGGCGGGAGCAAGGAUUCCCUGUAAACAAUGGAGAAUAUUUCUACACCGACCCGUUACAGCCCCCCGGACAUCGAGUGUACAACUACCUCUCUCCCGCAGCCUACAAUAUGUUCGGGCUUUUCAGGCUGGUCACUCCUCCUCCCAUUGUGUCUCCUGGAAUAUUCAUGCCGAACAAUGAAGGAUCGCAGACCUCGGCAAAUCCUGAAGACCCAAAUCCUGCAGCAGUUGCCAACCAAGAAGGGACAUUAAAGUCCUCCGACAUGGACUUUUCAGUAGAUUCAAGCCAAGAAAAGUUUACUAGUUCAUCUGGUGAAGCUGUCCAUUUCCCUAAAAAUCCAGAGGGCACUUUUGUGAUUCAGGGAAGCGCCUUUAAACCAGUGUGCCCUUCGAGAAGCGGGAGGAGCCUCCUUGAGCCUGCGUCCACUUCGGAUAGUAGGAGUUGCCUCAUUCAACCAGUGUGCCCUUCAGUAAAUGGGAGGAGCCUUCUUGAGCCAGUUUACUCUUCAGGAAGUAGGAGGGGCCUCAUUCAACCAGUGUAUCCUUCAGUAAAUGGGAGGAGCCUCCUUGAGCCAGUUUACUCUUCAGGAAGUAGGAGGAGCCUCAUUGAGCCAGUGUUCCCUUCAGGAAAUGGGAGAAGCCUCAUUGAGCCAGUGUUUCCUUCAGGAAAUGUGAGGGGUCUCCUCAAGCCAUUGUUCACUUUGGGAAGUAGGAGAUGCCUCCCUGAGUCAGCAUGUUCUGCAGAGAUUGGGAGGAGCCUUCCUGAGUCGACGGGCCCUGCGGAGAGUUGGGGGAGCCUCCAAGAAUCGGCGUGUUCUGCAGAGAGUGGGAGGAGCCUGCAGGAGUCGGCGUGUUCUGCAGAGAGUGGGAGGAGCCUCCCUGAGUCAACGGGCCGUUUGGAGAGUGGGAGGAGCCACACUGAGUCAGGAUCCACUCACAGUGUGAUACACGGGAGUGGUCCAUACACGUUCUCUGAGUUGGAGGCUGUGUCUGGCCUCCUGCAUUUAUCUGGUAGUUACACUUCUAGUGGUGACCAGUAGGGGGCAGCGUUCCUCAGGACUGUUUUAUACCUCCUCCCCCACCCCCCUGUUUUCUGUUCAGUAUUUAUUUCCUGUUACGUUUUGCACUUGUUUGUUAAAGAUUAUUUUUGCACUACACAUGUUGAAUCGUUAUGUUUAAUAUAUUUUUUAAUUCAGCAUUAUAUUUUUUUAUACACCGAUGGUCAGUUGUGCAAUAAAAGAAGAAAAAAAUUAUUAUUUACAAAGUGGGUGAGAUUUUAUGUGAUGGUCGAUUUAUGAUGAAUGGACUGAGUGUACAUUAUACAGAGAGCAGAGGAUGCUGGGAAAUUAAAGCUUUAAGGAGAUGCCAUAUGACUUGCACACCAGUGACAACUUUUAUUGUUCUCUGCAGCCUUUUGAAAUGAAUUAAAGGUUACUUGUUAUGUGA